GUGAAGUGUACUAAUUUAUCGAAAAUAAUCGCGAUUUUCGGCUCGUUCCUUGUGAUUUCGCACCGAGUAAGUAACUGAACGAGGAAACACUAGCCUCGGACGAGGUGUCAUCGCGAUGUAUCGUGUUAUACCGCGCCGAAUACGCGAAUUUCAUGCGCGCGAUUGUACGACCAGUGGCAGAUACACCCUGAAGACGACGACGACGACGACGACAACGACGACGACGACGACGACGACGACAAGACGACGACGAUGAUGAUGAUGGUGAUAAUGAUGAUGAUGAUGAUAACUACGACUGUAACGAUAACUACAUUACGCUACGAUGACUAUCACGUGUCCUAUUGUUUAUUUGUAUGAAUGCAAUCUCGGGAAGCCACGGAAUGCUCCAAGUGUGCCAGUAGAAUUCAGUAGGAAUUUGACGAAAUUCGUGAUGACGUGAUACAAGCCACGUAAAUGAGGUGACUGCAAAAAUGAGCUCGCUACAGCAAGGAAACAGGUUCCUACCAUUCUCAAAUAAUAAUCUACAAAGGAAGCAAUUGUCCAUGCAAGGUGGCCUUCCCCAGAGUUUGAGUGGUAGUGAUACCGAUGUUUCUACAUCUAACGAAAACCUAAGCAAUGAAGAAAGGUAUGUCAUAAGACAUACAGCACGACAGGAACCCCAAGGUCAGGAGAAUCAACAACAAAGCCCUUCCAGAUCUUCCAGUCAUAAAGAAAACAUACCAAAUAUUCAGGGCAACUUGCAUAACAGAAAUAGCCUAAAGGACAGCCUGAAUGGAUCAAACAGGAACAGUUUGAAAGAAAGCUUAAAUGGUUCUAACCGCAACAGUUUGAAGGACAGUAUCAAUGGAUCUAAUCGGAAUAGCUUGAAGGAUAAUUUGAGCAACCGUACUAGUGUUAGUUCCAACAGGAGCAGCCUAGAUGUUUCAACAAGUUCUUAUAAUACACUGAUUAUACACAAUGCUAAUGAGGAGAAUACAUGGGUACCUUCUACAAGGCUGACAGGCAUAGUGAGAGAACAUGGAGAUAUGGGUUACUUGUACUGUGAUGGCAGCGGCAAGGGCCAUUCCAACAGUCCUACAAUGCAGUCUUUGUCCAAUCUACAACAUGAAGAUUACACCCACGAACAAUCCGGCGGCGGAGGCUGUCAAGAAAUCACGGAUAUCCCGGAUGAUUACCUCAAUCAAUCUCAGGUUUUGAAGCAUCUCGCGAAGGAAGUGAAGGUACCGUCGUACAGCAACAACGGAGGAAGCAUAGAGAUGAGGAUAAGAGACGGCGAUAGGGGAAAGCAGAACGACAAUGAGUUCGAGGGCAGAUCGUCCCCGUCCUACAUAUCCACGUUGUUACCGUUGAAAAACAAACACAGACUCCUUGGGCCAACGGAGAAAUUAACUAUAUCGAGAUCGCAGCCUGAUUUGUCGAGAAUUAACAAAGCGGACAUCGACAACUAUAAUCUUCGAACGACUUCCCCGCGGCCGCAAACCAAGGGACGCGAGGAAGUAGAGAGGGAGACGGGCGAGGUGUGGCCGCCAUCGGGUACGAUUCAGAUGUUGAUACAGGAGAACGGCGCAUUAAAGCUCGAACUGGAGCGCUGUUACAACAAGGUCGCCAAGUCACAAAAGUUGGAGCAAGAGAUAGCGAAGGUACAUCGUGCUCAUGAGGAGCUCGCGGCGUCGUGCGAGCGACGGGAGAAAUUGGAGCGCGCCGCCAGAUCGAGGCUGCAGAACGAUUGCAAACGGCUGAUCGAACUGAAUCGCGCAUUGAGGGACCAAAUCGACCUGCUGUCCGCGCGUACGGACAGCCCGCCGAUCGUCGAGUCCAUGCGGAAGGAGCUGACGCAACGGGAGUUGCUCAUUGGACAGCUCAUCACUCAGAAUAAAGAAUUGGCGGCUGCGAAGGAGAGGCAGGAAAUCGAACUAGCCGCUCAACGAGCUACUCUGCAGGAGCAACGUAAGCACAUUGAAAUCCUCGAUAACGCGUUGAGUAAUGCACAACGCAAUGUUGUACGGCUUGAGGACGAGUGUCGCAAGAAACAGGUAUACGUGGAGAGAGUGGGUCAGCUUCAGCGAGCCUUGUCUUCACUUCAAGCGUCUAGCGAUAGACGAGAAGAAACCGAAAGACAACUGAGGGGUCAACUCGAGAGAGAAUUGCGCGAGGGUGGCGGUGCUGGCGGCGCCAACGGCAACGAGCAGACGCCGAACGCAGAAACGAUCGCGGACUUCAAACGACGGCUGCGCGAACGGGACGAGAAGAUUAUGUCGCUUGAGGGUGACGUUGCGAAGUGGGAGCAACGGUACCUCGAGGAGAGCGCGCUGAGACAGGCGGCCAUCGACGCAGCUAGUCUCCCGAAAGACGCCAAGAUCGCCGCUCUGGAGAAGACGAGUCAAGACGCGGAGAAACUGAUCGCCGAGGCUCGUUCGGAAAAGAUGAGACACAUGGACGAGGUGCACGUUGCGCAGAAGAAAUUAGCUGAUCUGGAAUCUAGGAUGAAAGACUUGGAGUCCAAGUUGGCCGAAAGGGACGCUAUGAUCAGGGUGCUUCAAAAACACACGUACGACAAAGAUAGCAGUUGUAGUAGCGGCGUAGGCAGUUACCCCGCUGCACACUCAUCUCACUCGAGUACAUCGGCAGAUCAUCAUACCGCACUGACGAGCACGUCGGAGCUUGUGAGCAGUGUACUUGGCGGUGGUAGCGGUUACGGCAGUACUGCUUCUUACGGCGUUACCGACAGUUAUAAAUAUAGAAAACAGGGCAGCUUUGAGCAAACUAAUAAGAGUCUCGAUGAUCAACUGAAAGAGCUAGACUCUCAGCUACUUAGCAAGCGGGCACUUUGCUGUUUUCCAGGAUUCUCUAAUCCAGGCACUGCGUCGCGAAAAGGAAAAAUACCCAAGCCACUACUGGCGGGUGUAGAUAGCACAGGUACCUCGAGCACCGCCUCGAGCAAGAGCCGACUAUUAGACGACUCGUCCGGUACAGAGCACGCCGUGGUGUCGCCGAGCAUAAUCGAGUUGGCCAGUGCGGCGGUUAGGCUGAAGGGCACGAUCACGAGGCUGUCGGACGGCAAGCAAGCGGGCGAGGACAUGAUGCUGCUAGAGAAGCAGGGCAGGAGCUCGCAGCGACAGCGGAUGCAGGAGGGUGAGCCGCGUCGCGCAGGUAGUCUGCCGCCCAGCUCGUUACCGCGACCACCGCGGACGCUCAAGUCCACGGCGAACUCGCGCUACUGCCGGCUGAGCGACACGGAGACGCGCAAGAAAUCCGACCCCGGGCCGGUAAGUCUGGACUCUUCGGCCGCGGCCGCCAUGACGAUGACCACGACGACGAUGAGCGGCGGCGCCAAGGCUGCACGCGAUUCCACCAAUUGUAGCAGCAUCGAGUACGGCAGAUUCGACGCGAAGGCGUCGCGCAAGAAGAAAUCAACGAUGACCGCGACGGCGUCGGCGGGGAGUGUGGUGGAGAGCUUCGUGACGAACAACUCCUUGAAGAAAUCCUCGCCCGUUGCGACGACGACGACGACGACGACGACGACGGCGGUGGCGACGAGCGGUGCUGGUUGUAGCGGCAGCGGCGGUGGUCACGAGUACGAGAGGCUGCAGUCAGACAACGUCACGACCACGAGCCGCAAGAAAUCCGUUACCGGCAACGGUAACAACGCAGAAAUGGUGAAACACAGAGAGCUCCAGAGUCGCUCGUUCAUACCGCCGCCGUCGCGUCGCAUCGGCGAGUACGGUCGCUUGAGCGACGGCGACUCCCCGUCGUCGUCGUCCAUGGUGAAAGUCGGCACGCUGAGGAAAGCCGGACAGGUUGUGGGCGGUGGGUCUUCGCGGGCACAGAGCACCGGCAGCACGGUGAGCAGCAAGAGCGGCGGUGCCCGCGACUCCGGCGGCACCGCCAGCAGCGAGGCCUCCACCGCCUCCUUGCCGCCGGUGAAGGCGAGAUCGAUACCGCGUCCCAGCAACUAUCGCAUUCAGUUCUGAAAAUUCGGGUCGCGCGAGCAGCGCAUACAACAAGUAUACAGGCACGUCCGUGAGAACUCGCGACGAUAACCGUUUUCGGAUCGAGUUCCUGGGUUGGUCUGUCGUCUCGGCUACGUCUCGUACGUCGUGCGUACGAUCACACACAUUACAUCCCGCGUAGUUCAGGAAUGGCCAUAAGCAACCAAGUUGUCGCGAUCGCAAGCGUCGAUCGCAGGCCAUAGCAAAACGGCAAACGGCCAAACAUAAAGCCACGGAUUUGUAAUUAACGUAGCGAUAGUGUAUGACCUAGUCAUUACCAAAGUAACUCCCGGGAAGGGUGUAGGGAAAGAAGAAUUGUCUUCCUCGCGUUUCCGCGACGAACGUGACAACUACGGCGGCCUUUUAACGACGAGGUGAGACGGUAUAUCGCUCUCCUCGUGUACGAAGUGCCUUUUUCGCACGUGUGGUUCUCGCCUCGCGCGCGAUCUUCACGAACCUUGUUCUUGCAGAGAAAGGAUAUGCACGUCUUCUUUUUUAACAAAUGUGUAUAUACAUAUAUAUAUGGUGUGUGUGUGUAUGUGUGUGUGUGUGUGUAUAUACACACGCAUGAAAAAGUAAGAAAAGCUGGUGUAGAAAAUUUUGCGAAGGGAAAAAAGGGGACAAAAGUCCGUCGCUAGUCUCUGUACAAGUAAUUGUUUCUUCCCAAUCGCGCAAAAUGCCUUCAAGAGCUCCGAAUUGGUAAUUAGACCUAGGUUCCGAUAAGACUGAACAACUGGAUACUGUGACGUUGCACUUCAUCUAUUAUCCUCGCAAUCUAUUUCCGUGCUCGCGUGUUCCUGUUCUCCUUUUCUGUCUCGUCUCUUCUCUUUUCCGUCGAUGCAGAAACACGGUAUUACGCGCACACGUUCUUCUCGAUGGGAUGAUACUUCUUUUCGUGUAGCUUUAUCGUACGAUGUAAUCCUUUCCUAGAAUUCACUUAGGUAUGUUACUCUGUAGCCUGUGCGUUAUUCGUAUCUCCCUUUUUUUUUUAUCGGGCUCUUUAGCGUUAUUUUCGUUAGAGUUCUUGUAGGCAUUCGUGUAGAAACUACGACGCAAACAGAGAACGCCAAAGUACGGAACUAUUGUACGCGCGGACGCGCUUCGUUUUAUAUAUAUAUAUAUAUAUAUAUAUAUAUAUAUAUAUAUAUAUAUAUAUAUAUAUCUGUCUAUCAAAUGUCUCUUAAUAUAAUUUACUGUAUUUAUUCGCGUUAUAUAUUUUGGAAUUAGCCGUCUAAUAUUAUUAUACACACGCGUAUGCGCUUAAUGUUGAUAGUUCUGUUUUCCCUGGUAUAUGACGAUUUCUACAUACGGCGCGCGGCCAAUUGAAUUUCUCUCUCUUUCGAGUUGUAACAUAUAAGGAUAUGUCGCGGUAGAUCGCGUGAUCGCGUGCGUGAAUCAUUGACAAAUGUAGCCGAGGGCAGCUUCGGCCUGCGUGCGUAUACCAUGAGAAACUUGAAAUUGCCGGGAAAGCCCUCGCAAAGCGGAGAUGCGUGUUUUGUCCUUCCGUAACGAUUUUAUACAAAUCGCGUCGUAACUCGAAGAUCGCUUAUUGCUGACACGAUGGGUGCGACUUGAGAGAUCGGUGAUCAUGUACUAUAGGUGAUGAUGUUGAUAAUCUUGCAUUCGAUUGACGUUAAUAAUGUGGCUUCUCUCUACAUGCAAGAAUUACCAAAUGUAACGUCACCAAAGAGACAGAGCGUCCCGCGAGACGCUACUUCGUCGAACUACUACGUAGUUAAGCGCCGCGCCACGUAUCCAAAUAUCGUUCCUCAUGAUAUUUUCUUAGGAUAUUUUCUCCCUCUGGUAGCAGUGCGCUUCCGUCGCUUUCGCGCACGAAAGCGCGACCUCGAGACGAAAGUGUGAUCUUGUGAGAUUGAAAACUCACGCGCGGCAGAGUGUGCUCGAAUAUAUAAAUUUUAUAUAUAUAUAUAUAUAUAUAUAUAUAUAUACAUAUAAUUAUACAUAUGCCGCCAAAUCAUCGUUUUGCUCUCUAUUUUUGAUAUGGCCGUUCGCUCUAACGACGAGCGUCGUUGUUUGUCGUAAGAAUAAAAAAAAGAAUCUACACGCGGUCAAUAAUAAUAAUCCGUCGUAAGUUUAUACUUGAUAAUGAAUAUAAAGUCUGUGGUUUCGAUAGCUUUACUGUACCGGUACCCAGUAAGCAGAAUUUUUUCUCCCGUAGGAGACCUUGUGUAAAAAAUCGGUUCCGUCGAUUGAUGCAGGAGAGAAAGAGAGAGAGCGCGUCCGUAGAACAGUACUCGCGAUGUUUGAAACAGGUCGUUGACCGAUGUAUUAUCCUUUUGCGACGUUUUGUACUCGAAUGAAGGUAUUGCUGGCGAGUUACUCGAUGUAAAGAAAAAGGUUUGAAAUACAGUCCCUCUUGUAAAGCAA
Molecule: messenger RNA, 6377 nt
Organism: Odontomachus brunneus
Lineage: Eukaryota; Metazoa; Arthropoda; Insecta; Hymenoptera; Formicidae
Exons: 13
Coding region: 471-3971 (1166 amino acids)
Biological process (GO): regulation of cell migration; actin cytoskeleton organization
Cellular component (GO): cytoplasmic vesicle; bicellular tight junction; plasma membrane
Source: RefSeq, a predicted model, not a curated record